Molecule: messenger RNA, 810 nt
Organism: Dicrocoelium dendriticum
Lineage: Eukaryota; Metazoa; Platyhelminthes; Trematoda; Plagiorchiida; Dicrocoeliidae
Source: the annotation of a GenBank genome assembly
UACCACUCACAGGGGACUGUUAAAGUACACACGUCUACCAUUUGGCGUCAAGUCGACCCCGGUAAUCUCUCAACAGAUCAUAGAUACGGUGCUACAGGGAAUACCAUAUGCCGCUGCAUACUUGGACGAUGUCAUUAUCAUGGGACCUAACCAGGAAGAACUACACCAACGAACAGAACAAAGGUGUGUGGAUUCCGUGUGAGAAUGGGCAAGUGUGAGCUUCUCAUGACCUCCACUAAAUGCCUCGGCUUUAUCACUUACCAAAGUGAACGACGACCUGACCAGGGCGAUCAAAGGCAUGCCCCUACCUAAAGACGUAGUGACAUUGAGAUCUUUCCUCGAUAUGGUGAGUUACUACAGUACCUACCUACCUACCGUCCAUGCACGACCUAUGCGGACUACUAAACUGAUUGCUGAUGAAGGAUGCUCCGUGGGUCUGGACCACCGAAUGUCAGGUACCUUUCUGCCAGAUCAAGACUUCAUUAAGUUCAGAACUGAUCCAAAACUGCCAGUUGUCGUGGCAUCGGAUGCAUCCAGCUACGGAGGUGGAGCAAUCAUCUCCCACACUUUCCCAUAUGGGUGUGAGAAGCCAGCCGCUCAUGCCGCUCGCUCGCUGACUGCAACAGAGGGAAAUUACAGCCAAAUUGGGAGAAAGCUCUCGCUAUUAUGUUUGCAGUGAAGCAUUUCCACAAAAUGCUAUAUGGCAGUCUAUUUACCUUGCUAACGGAUCACAAGCCGCUCCUUGCUAUAUUCGGCUCGAAGAAAGUAAUUCCAGUAUAUAGAGCCAAGCGUCUUCAAAAAUGGUUUACA